Candidula unifasciata is the source of this 1443-nucleotide messenger RNA. NCBI's taxonomy places the organism in Eukaryota, Metazoa, Mollusca, Gastropoda, Stylommatophora, Geomitridae. The record is from the annotation of a GenBank genome assembly.
AUGGAUGACAACUGGAUCAGCACAGUUCUACCGUCAAACAUGACAAAAAGCGGAGGGAACCAAACUGAAAUAAAUGCAGACUUGAACGGGGUUGACUGCAUGCAUGUAACAUUUAUUCCGGGUAUAGCCAGUAUAGACACUGUACAAGGACUGAAUGACUUCUCAAACAGUUAUGGUGGCAUUCAUGGUUACGUCGCCGUAGCCGUCUGCCUGUUCGGGGUGUUGUCUAACUCAGCCAACAUUGUGGUUUUGACUAGAAAAAACAUGGCCUCCAGCACCAACACGAUUCUUUUAUGGUUGGCCGUUGCCGACCUGCUAACCAUGGUAGACUAUCUUCCAUUUGCCAUCCACUUCUAUGUUAUGGAACCAGCAGACGCCACACGACAACCCUUCAGCACGCCAGAAUUCUCCUGGAUUUGCUUUUUGCUGUUUCACGCUAGCUUUAGUAUAGUAUGCCACACCAUAGCUAUUUGGCUGACUAUCGCUUUGGCCAUAUUUCGGUAUAUAUUUAUAUGUAAACCAACCAGAGGUUCAUACUACUGUAGCCAACAGCGAGCCUGCUACGUGGUUGUGACUGUGAUUAUUUUAACCAUCGUCUUGUGCAUUCCAAAUUACACAAUUAAUACCUACCAGUUUCAUCACACCGCAAAUGAAACAUUUUUAAUAAACAUUAGUACCGAGUCAUAUUAUUACCCCGACAUCAGAAUGGCCACACCUGAGUUUAAAAUGAUCUUUCUGGUCAACAACUGGGUCCAGGCCAUCCUUAUUAAGCUUGUUCCGUGUUUUAUGCUAGUCACUUUGACUUUGCUUCUUUUGAAUGCGAUGCACAAUGCAUACAGGAAGAGAUUAAAGUUGAAGUCCCAAGGGAGAAGAGCUGAGUCAGACAAGCAUGGCGAACAUAAUAGAACCACUGGGAUGUUACUGGCCGUGGUCAUUUUAUUCACAAUAACAGAGCUGCCCCAGGGUAUCCUCACGCUGAUGAACAUCUUUGUCGACUGCUUCACCACAACCGUCUACUACAAGCUUGGCGAUCUUCUCGACAUUAUGGCCCUCAUAAACAACUCGGUAAAUUUCGUCCUCUACUGCACAAUGAGCAAACAGUUUCGCACAACUUUUGCGUCUAUCUUCUGCCCACGACAAUCCUCACACCCCAAAUGGCUGAAGCUGAGGUUAAUCAAAUCAAAAGGCGGAGAUUUGAACUCUAUUGAGAUCUCAGAAGGGAGUAAAAAAUAUGUUCGUAGCAACAAGAACGGCGGUGUUCGGAUGAACAAUGAAUGCCAACAUUUAUCCCAGGAACCUACAGUUAGUGAGCUAAUUUUCGACGACCCAACAGAAAUCACAGACGUGCAGGUGAGCAAUGAGAAAUUGCUUCUUGCUGCUGAGAGUAACAACGGCGUUUCUGCACACGCACACGGUUUAGUCACUGACCACAGCUGUUUGUAA